AUGGAUAACAUUCGCCGCAGUAAUAGGACUUUAACAGUUGACAAGACUCUGAGAUCGGAAGCUACAGCCGGUACUGAGAUUGGCGUUGAUGCUUUUGCCGCGUUGGAAGAAGAACCAGCAGUGCCCAACAUAGGCGGGCAUAAUUGUGAGAUUCAUAUGUAUGAAUGUCGCUACAACAGUCGAGGAGAAAGAGUAUUCCUGCAAAGUGGCUGUAGAUCUGAGCUUGAUGAAGAGCCCGAGGACAGCAUCGACGCAGCCCUUGUCCUGACAAGAUACUAUUCGGAAGACAAGAAACUCGAUGAGACAACGCUUGAUAUCAGAUCACCAUACAUCAAGGCGGCGCUUGAACAGGUUAUCGGAUCGUAUCCUGGGGUCAACAUCCAUACCGACGGCCCAAUAUUAAUAAACGAUGAUCCAUGGUGCCUUUUCCACUACCGCAACGAGCUGCGCGGAUACGCGGCGAAGCUUCGCAACAAGAAAGCGAAAGAACAUAUCCACUUCGUACUCCAGUAUAUGGCAAAGGUUCUGCGGCGCGAAAUAGCAAACUACGAAAGCUUGAUGGUGAAUAAUGAUAGAGAACCUGGACUUGAGUUCCAGAACUUGUGGAUGGCUUUCAAACCUGGAAUCUUGCUCUAUAAGAAGAGUGGCGAUUCCAAGGAUAUUGACAUGAUCUGUAGGUUUAGGGAAAUGGAAAUCAAGAAAGACUCUGAUACUAGUCCAAGUUACUGGCGUCUGAAAGUUGAAAUGUUGGCCUGGGUCGGGGAAGAGCUCAAAUAUGUGUUGGGUAGAUUCCACAUCAACAAAUAUGAUGGCUAUCGACCACUGACUGCGUUGGAUCUCUACCCUUUAGCGUACCACCCAGAUACGGAACUAGUUCAAAGGCGUGUACUAGCAAGGGGAAAGAAGUAUGUCACUAUGUUCGGAGUACAUCAUUGCUUCCAUGACGGUAUUGCGAGCCUCGUGGCGUUUGCUGGCCCGCAGUUGAAAUUGAUUUCUUUCAUGGCUCGUGGCAGAGUGAUGGUAGACAGGGCAGAAUUCAACAACGACGUUCGAUUCGUAAUUCCAGAAAUCGUCCCUGAUUCCAAGAUCAUCGAUCCUCUGUUGGGGGAGCAUCUUACCCUGUCCGAGGAGGAGCUGCUGAUUUGCGAGUACAACAUUCCCGCUUUUACUUUAUCGACCAAGCGAUGGGGGCUCUUUAACGUGUCGAAUCUUGACCGCGUUGAAUAUAACCACGACGCAUUCUCCCGCCUGAUACUACCAUCUGGCGUCAAAAAAAUGCUCUCGGCCUUGGUUCAUCUUCAGGAAGGAGAGACAUCGCAAUUCGAUGAUUUGAUUGUCGGGAAAGGAAAAGGAUUAAUCAUACUGUUGCAUGGACUUCCAGGCGUUGGGAAGACAUUCACAGCAGAAAGCAUAGCUGACUUCUCGAAACGUCCUUUAUAUACAAUCGGGAAAUCCGAUUUUGGCCACACAGCUUUCCAGGACUCCGAAAUAAGGUUGACGGCCGCGCUCGCAAGAGCUGCGAAGUGGAAGGCCAUCGUGCUCCUCGACGAAGCGGAUGUCUUUAUGCAGGAAAGAGGUGCUAAUGAAAUGUUCAGAAAUGAACAGGUUUCAGUGCUGCUGCGUAUACUGGAGUAUUUUGAAGGGACAAUGUUUCUCACCACCAACCGAGUCCAAACAAUCGAUCCAGCAUUCAAGUCAAGAAUUCAUUUGUCUCUCACCUAUCCCGCCCUGUCUUCCGAAUCGAGAAGCGAGCUCUGGGAGACGUUCAUCCUGAAAGGAACAGAAGAGAAUUCUCGCCCAAAAUGGCUUACGGCGAGGUUCCUCGAUAAAAUUUCCAAGGAAGAGGUCAAUGGACGCGAGAUAAAAAACAUCGUCCGCGUAGCCCAUGCGCUGGCAUUCAACGACAAACGAUCAAUGAAAGCAACCGAUAUUCUUCAAGGUCUGCAAUCGCUAAGGACCUUCGAGAGGGACUUCAGCGAAGCCGCAGCAGCCAAGAGGAAGCAGGAUUACGAGCACUUUGAACCGUCAAAGAAGGUAAAAAUUGGUGAUCGCAUCGAAGAUGAAGAAAGGAAAGAUCCUACUGAGCUGGCAAAUGAAGGGCGUCCUUGGUGGAAAUUCUGGUGA
Molecule: messenger RNA, 2124 nt
Organism: Glarea lozoyensis ATCC 20868
Lineage: Eukaryota; Fungi; Ascomycota; Leotiomycetes; Helotiales; Helotiaceae
Product: P-loop containing nucleoside triphosphate hydrolase
Exons: 4
Coding region: 1-2124 (707 amino acids)
Molecular function (GO): ATP binding; ATP hydrolysis activity
Source: RefSeq, a predicted model, not a curated record